Messenger RNA from Apiotrichum porosum, 1605 nucleotides. RefSeq lists its product as uncharacterized. Lineage: Eukaryota; Fungi; Basidiomycota; Tremellomycetes; Trichosporonales; Trichosporonaceae. The transcript is spliced from 6 exons. Bases 1 to 1605 code for a protein of 534 amino acids. The record is from RefSeq and is a predicted model, not a curated record. Gene Ontology annotation, molecular function: zinc ion binding.
AUGCUCCGUCCAGAGGUCGUGUACAACUACGUCGAAGACGUAGAUCCAAACCUCGACACCGAGCCGCUGGUUCAGCUCAUGCUCGAUGAGCUCCAGGUACGCUGCGAGGCUGAGGGCUGUGGAAAGGUGAUGCAGCGCGGGCUCCUCCUCUCCCACAUCCGGUCAUGUACGCAGGCAGUCGUCACGUGCGGCGACGACAGCUGCGGUCUCUCAAUGGCCCGCCACCGCAUGCCCCACCACCGAGCGUAUGAGUGCUUCCAGCGACGCAUGGCGUGCAGCAAAUGUGACAUUACUCUUACUUUCAAAGAGGCGAAGGACCACGCGCACUCAAGCUGCCCUCCACAUGCCGACGGCGAGUGUGCGUCAGACAAGUGCGAGUUCUGCGGCGACCCUCUUACGACACGACCAGCACUUCACAGAUGGACAUGCCCCUCUGCCCCUGUCCCAUGCUCGCAUGCCGACCGCGGUUGCGCCUCAAUCGUGUCACGACAAAGCCUGGAGAACCACUUGGCAAGCUGUCCCUUUGAGGCCAUGUCGAGCUUCUUUACGAUAACAGAAGCGCGGUUCACGGCCCUCGAGCGCAAGUUUGAACAAGUCCAGGCGGAGAAUGAGGGGCUGCGGUCGCAGCUGUGGGGUUUGCGCCGUGGUCUGAUCGUCCCGCGGAGUCUCUGGGCCACCGGCGACGACCAACCUGUCGUCGACAUCUCAGCGUCGGCACCUCCGAGUCCUCAGCAUCCUCCGGCGUUGGUACGUUCUGCCCAGGAGGGCGCACCAGAGGGCAGUACCUCGACCUCAUCACACAUGUCGAGCGACAGCCCACGCACCGUGGCCGAAGACGCCGACGCUACCCCUGUUCCACCACCGGACGUGUCGCCCGCUGCGGUUUCCGAAUCGACUACAGCGGCCCAGACACGCCUCCGUUCCGGUAGCACUCUCCUUCAACCCCCCUCGGGCAUGUCCUAUACCGACUGGGUGGUGAGCCGACUACCCGGUCCCAGCGCAUACCAGACCGAAGGUUGUGCAGCGCUCCGGUCGGCUAUUAUCCACCUCGCCGCCGGCCUGGACGCCGCAGAGCGCCGAAGCGAAGUGCGGAUCACGACGGAGAGCUUGCGGAUACUGGAGGAAGUUGCGACGCUUCGCGCCAUCAUUCGGCCAAUGCGAAUGCAGGUCCUCUCAGACCGACCCAAUUCCCCCCACGUUAACCGCUUCCCAUCCUACUCCUACUCCCAGUCACAAGAGAACCACCCCUCCAUCCCAACCCCGCCGCUCUCGACCUCGCACUCACUGGCCAACGAGACUCUAGCGUCUGACAGCGACGACGACGAACUGCUAGCACGCACGAGUAUCCCCGAAUCCGUCGUCUUCUCUUCUUUAGGUGUCGGCGUCCUCCAACACCGUUCUAGCGUCAGUUCGCUAGCGACAGCUGCCGGGAGCAGUAGGCGCGGGAGCGUCGGUGUUGGUGGUUAUGCGGCCGUCCAGCCCCGCGAAUGGACCGGCAGGCCGUGCGCAUUCCCGCCUGCGCCGCCCGAGCCUGAGCCAUCAGGACGCACAAGCCGUGAGUUUCUCGUUGCAAACAGCAGGUUGAGGCUGACGACCAAGGCCUGA